Linum trigynum is the source of this 363-nucleotide messenger RNA. NCBI's taxonomy places the organism in Eukaryota, Viridiplantae, Streptophyta, Magnoliopsida, Malpighiales, Linaceae. The record is from the annotation of a GenBank genome assembly.
AUGGAAGCCCAUUCUAGAGUUUCAACUGUUCAUCGCAAAGGACAUCCAGUGCAAGUGAGUAACCCUAAAAACGACAGUUGCCCGCCACGAAACGCGAGAGAAGAAAGACCAGCCACUCCAGACAGGAACAGAACAGGCAAUAGGUUACUCACCGAGUCACAACUCACAAUGACUCAUCUCAGGCCCGUCGAUCGCCUGGAGAGAAGAUUGCUCAGCCUCGGCAGGUUUGCUCCUCCUCGUGGAAGGCCUACCCUGAGACGUUCUGCGUCCAAGUUAUUGAUCGGAGCUGCGGCGGCUUGGUUUUUCUCAGUGUGCGAGUGCUUCGGCUCCGAUAAACCCCUCGCUUACAUCGCUAACAAGUAA